This is a messenger RNA of Quercus lobata, 1854 nucleotides long. RefSeq names its product sulfite exporter TauE/SafE family protein 2-like. Bases 25 to 1500 code for a protein of 491 amino acids. Gene Ontology annotation, biological process: protein ubiquitination. The transcript has 4 exons. Gene Ontology annotation, cellular component: membrane; Cul4A-RING E3 ubiquitin ligase complex. NCBI's taxonomy places the organism in Eukaryota, Viridiplantae, Streptophyta, Magnoliopsida, Fagales, Fagaceae. The record is from RefSeq and is a predicted model, not a curated record.
UCAUUUCUGUCGGCUUUCUCACGAAUGCCAUGCAAGACUACCUCCCUGACCUUAUAUAAGACUCCAGAUACAGUUCAUCUGGAGACACAACAAGAAAGAACAAGAGGAAUUCUAAAACAAAUGAAGAUCCAUAAAUUUACAUGUUUCAUUCUUCCUCUCAUCCUUUUCAUUACCAUCGGUCAUUCUCAUGCAAAACAAACACAACCCAUCUCAGAAACCCUCACAAUUGACCAUUUCCUCAACAAAAUUUAUGAAUAUGGGAAUACUCAGCAAACAAAAUUCCAAGAAACCCAACUAAAAUUCGCAUCUCCUAUGGUUAUAGCUGGUGUUCUUUCCUUCAUAGCUUCCUCUAUAUCUAGUGCAGGCGGGAUUGGUGGUGGUGGGCUUUUCAUACCAAUUUUAACUAUUGUGGCAGGCCUAGACCUCAAGACAGCCUCAAGUUUCUCAGCUUUUAUGGUCACAGGUGGGUCAAUUGCAAAUGUUAUGUGCAACCUGUGCACCACUAGACCCAAGUUUGGUGGCAAAACUUUGAUUGACUUUGAUAUAGCACUUUUAUCAGAGCCAUGUAUGUUGUUAGGAGUUAGUAUAGGAGUUAUUUGCAACCUUGUCUUUCCAGAAUGGCUUAUUACCAUCCUGUUUGCUACUUUUCUUGCUUGGACUACCUCAAAGACUUGUAAAAAUGGUUUGUCGCAUUGGAAAAUGGAAUCUGAAGAGCUAAGGAGAAAUCGUGGUGAAAAUUUGGAAAAUGGGUCGGUUGAAGAUGGGACUUCUGAUAGUACUAAAGAACCUCUUUUGGGUAUGAAAGAAGAUGGCAAGUCGAGGCUUCCAUGGACGAAAAUUGGGAUCUUAGUUUUGGUCUGGUUUUCCUUCCUCAUUCUUUAUCUUCUUCGUGGCAAUCGGUAUGGACAGGGUAUAAUACAAAUAGAGCCUUGUGGAGUGCUUUACUGGGUUAUCUCAUCAUUGCAAAUACCCUUAGCUUUGAUUUUCACAGCAUGGAUCCUAUGCAAGAAGGAAAGCAAUCAACAUCAGACUUCUAACGACAAGGAGGAAGAUCUUAUUAGAGAUGGACCAUCAAACAAGAUGAUUUUCCCUUUAAUGGCAUCAUUAGCGGGAAUGUUGGGUGGCGUCUUUGGAAUUGGAGGUGGAAUGCUUAUAAGCCCACUUCUUCUUCAAGUUGGGAUAACGCCAGAGGUAACAGCAGCAACUUGUUCUUUCAUGGUGUUCUUCUCAGCUACAAUGUCGUCAUUUCAGUAUGUAUUGUUGGGCAUGGAACAGACAGACAUUGCCCUCAUCUUGGCCAUAGUCUGUUUUGUUGCAUCACUUCUUGGAUUGGUAGUGGUGCAGAGAGCAAUUCAAGAAUAUGGAAGGGCAUCUCUCAUUGUAUUCUCAGUAAGCAUUGUGAUGGCUUUGAGUACCGUCCUAAUGACUAGUUUUGGGGCACUCGACGUUUGGAGGGACUAUAUAUCUGGGAAAUACAUGGGGUUCAAAUUGCCCUGUUAAGAAUAAAUUUUGUAAAUAGGUUCCUAUAAUAAGACCUCAGUUUAUGGGAGGGAAACUCUCAUUGUAUUCUAAGUCAGCAUUGUGAUGGCUUUGAGUACCGUCCUAAUGACUAGCUUUGGAGCACUCGAUGUUUGGAGGGACUGUGUCUGGGAAAUACAUGGGAUUCAAAUCGCCCUGUUAAGAAUAACUUUUGUAAAUAGUUUCCUAUGAUAUGUUCUCAGUUGAGGGUAGUACGAUAUGCGUAGGAAUGUGUUUUCAAAUGUAACGCGGCGAGUACUAAUGAAACAAAUUGCAGUGAGAAAUAAGAGAACUACUAAAUACAUGAUCAUGUAUUUUGUGUCAGGCUUUCAAUUC